Messenger RNA from Leishmania mexicana MHOM/GT/2001/U1103, 807 nucleotides. RefSeq lists its product as hypothetical. Lineage: Eukaryota; Euglenozoa; Kinetoplastea; Trypanosomatida; Trypanosomatidae. The transcript has a single exon. The record is from RefSeq and is a predicted model, not a curated record. The coding region runs from base 1 to 807 and encodes 268 amino acids.
AUGAUGAUGCCCUCGACAGGCCCUCGGAACUCCCCCGUGCGCCUGUCGGAUGCCGCGGGGCACCCACAUGAGAUGGAUAGACCUGUGAUAGAGAACUGUGCGCAGGCAAACCCCCUUCUCGCCGCUCCGCCCAAUCACCGGCACAAGGCAGGCGAGCAAUCUGUGGUGUCGUGUGCACCAUCAGGCGCCCCAAGUGCUGUACUUGCGUCUGAUGUCGCCGCUCUUCUGCGACACGCGGUCGUCCGUGACUUGAUUCGCGAGAAUGAAGGCAUGUUGAUGGAGAUCGCGGGGCUGCGGGAGACGAAGAGACGCUGGUGCGCAACUCAGCUGCGCCUCGUCACACUGGAAGAGAGUGCCGCUCGUGGGGCGCUGAAGGCGGCGGAGUCGAUCGCGCGUGGGGUGUGGGCUACCCGCGCUCACGCCUCCCUGGCAGCGCACGUGCAGCGAUUAGAGCAGCAGCUGAGCGAUGAGGCGGAGGUGGCGGCGGAGCUGCGGGGAUUCGCCGAGCUGGCACAGGCGCAGCUGGCUACCAGCCCACGGCCCCAGGCGCAUGGCGCCACACCCGAGAAAGAAAAGUACGCGUCUCCACAUGCCAAGGCACGGCGAGGCAGCGGGAUGGGUAACGUGGAUGGUGACAGUCAGCGCGCCAGCCUCGAAGAGAUCACGAAUGUUCGCGGGUCAGUGAAGCGGCUGCGCAGCGUAGAGAGCAGCGACAGCAUUGGAACUCCACGCGGCCAAGCACGGCGCACCAGCAGCAGCCAGAAGAGCCCCGGUGCCCUCACGAAGGUGCGCAAAACGAUUUACUGA